Molecule: messenger RNA, 2062 nt
Organism: Hippoglossus stenolepis (Pacific halibut)
Lineage: Eukaryota; Metazoa; Chordata; Actinopteri; Pleuronectiformes; Pleuronectidae
Gene: pinx1
Product: PIN2 (TERF1) interacting telomerase inhibitor 1
Exons: 7
Coding region: 54-1202 (382 amino acids)
Biological process (GO): regulation of ribosome biogenesis
Cellular component (GO): nucleolus
Molecular function (GO): nucleic acid binding; telomerase inhibitor activity
Source: RefSeq, a predicted model, not a curated record
GCAUUUUACCGGAAGCCUACUCGCCUCCCUUCAAGCUGGUGAAGGACCCCAGGAUGUCCAUGCUCGCUGAGCCCCGGAGGAAACAGAAGUGGUCUGUUGACCCCAGGAACAGCGCCUGGAGCAAAGAUGAGUCCAAAUUUGGCCAGAAGAUGCUGGAGCGAAUGGGCUGGUCCAAGGGCAAGGGCCUGGGCAGGACUGAGCAGGGCUCCACCGACCAUAUCAAAGUAAAAGUUAAAAACAACAGCUAUGGGUUUGGAACCAGUGCCAGCUAUGAGGACAACUGGAUUGCUCACCAAGAUGACUUCAAUGAGCUGCUAGCUCAGCUGAACAACUGCCACGGUCAAAAUAACAGCAAAGACCCUCCACCGGAUGAACAGAAAGGCUUCAGCUUGGAAGAGAAAUCCAAGACCUCCAAAAAGAGGGUCCAUUACAUGAAGUUUACCAAAGGAAAGGACCUGUCCUCCCGCAGUGAAAAUGACCUGAAUUGCAUCUUUGGAAAGAGAGCACAAUCUACCAAAGAACAAGAGCAGGAGAGCACCAGCAGUGAUUCUCAGGCGGAGACGGAGGAGAAGGUGACUAUUGCUACUACCGAACUGGAUACGGAGGCCAUCGCCCAGACUGUGACCAGUACGCUCACUAUGCAGGAGUACUUUGCGCAGCGAAUGGCUCAGCUAAAGAAGGCUCGGGGACAGGACCCACGUGCGGCUUUCCGGGCAGACGCAGAGACCAGCGAGACGUCAACUCCAUCCGAGGAACCCAUCCACAGUAGCAACAAUGAUGCGGAGGAGCCCAAGAAGAAGAAAAAGAAGAAGAAGAAAAGGGCUACGAAUGAGUUGGAAGUGGUAGAAGACAAUUGUAGUUCUCCCAUUGUAGUGGAAGACAACGAGAACCAGGAGCAGGAACGUAAAAAGAAGAAGAAAAAGAGGAAAAUGGCAGAAAACGAAGGAGCUUCAGCCGAGAACUGCAGCUCCACCUCUGGUGUGGAGCAGAACUGUGAGGAGCAGCCUCCUUCCAAAAAGAAAAAGCUUAAAAAACACAAAAAGGAAACCGAGCUACUCAAUGGACACGAGCCAUCUGACGAUCAAACUGUAGAAUCGGAGGUUGUUCCGAAAAAGAAACACAGAGAGGAGGAGGAGGGCGAUGUUGUAGAGGUGGUAGUGCAGAAGAAAUCUAAAAAAAAGAAGAAGAAACAUCAAGAAUAGGUGGAGUCAGGGGUAUGGAUGAGUCCUUUAGUCUUCAAGCUCAUACUUAUGGAAAAUGUCUUAAGAGCUAAUCAACCUAAAAACCUGUUCAACAGCGAGAAGAAAAGGGGUUUGAUAUUUGAUCACGCUGCCCAGUAAAGCCAGUAAGUUGUACUGGUGGACAAACCAUGGCAGUGACUUUCUCAUUUGUCACAAAAAACAAGCAUAUAUAACCUCAAAAAUGUUAAAUUAUCGCUUCAAAUUUUCUAACGACCCUAUUUCUUUAUUCUCUGUCUUUACAACUAGAAUGGUAGAACUCAACCUCUGUCAAGGCAGAACAAUCUUAAAGUAAAAAAGAAAUCCUGGAUCAGCCCUUUAAUCCAAAUCCACACCAAAAUUGAAUUGGUGAACAGGCGAAGGUCCAAAGCCUCCACCCAGUUUUGUAGAAACUUACAUAAUCCUACAGACACAGGUGAAAACAUAACUUUUUGGGGGUUAAUAAUUUCAUGAACCUAGUGAGCUAAAUUUGAUUAAUCUGUGAUAUGUCGACUGAAUAAAAUCAAAUUUCUACUAUUCUACCAACUUUUUAAGAACCUUUCAGUCUGUCGUCUUUACAAUUGCUAUCAUUUUGUAUGUUUCCAUCUUUUUUUGCCAACAGCUAUUUUUUAACAGAUUUCUUCAAUCAAGAUCUCUUCAUAUUGUUAAAGCAAAGCAACACAGUGACAGUUUUUAGCUUUGGUUAAAAACUACAGAAGCACAUUGAAAUGAGUCUCUGAUGUUAUAUGAACAGAUGUAAUUUGAUGGUGUUUUGGCCUCUUUCUCAUCAGAUUCAUGAGCUGUAAGCAAAUCCCCUUUUAAAUAAAUCCAAAGGUUUAUCCAUG